Limanda limanda (common dab) is the source of this 5239-nucleotide messenger RNA. RefSeq names its product diacylglycerol kinase, iota (gene dgki). The record is from RefSeq and is a predicted model, not a curated record. Gene Ontology annotation, cellular component: nucleus. The transcript is spliced from 33 exons. Gene Ontology annotation, molecular function: protein binding; ATP-dependent diacylglycerol kinase activity. The coding region runs from base 64 to 2739 and encodes 891 amino acids. NCBI's taxonomy places the organism in Eukaryota, Metazoa, Chordata, Actinopteri, Pleuronectiformes, Pleuronectidae. Gene Ontology annotation, biological process: regulation of synaptic transmission, glutamatergic; diacylglycerol metabolic process; lipid phosphorylation.
GCCGCCGGGGGACACUCGGUGUCCGGCUCGGAGGACACGUUCAGCGUCAGCCUGCCCGGGGACAUGGAGCCCGGGACCCUGGAGGACAAGCUCCGGGGGCUGGCGUUCCGGAAGCAGACCUCCUACCGGAAGGCGAUCUCCCGCUCAGGCCUCCAGCACCUCGGCCCGUCGCAGCCCUCCCUGCCUCCGGCAUCCAACGGCCCCAACAAGGAGCUCCGCACCGGCGUGGACUGGACGGAGAACGCUGUGAACGGAGAUCACCUGUGGAUGGAGACGAGCUGCUCAGGAGAGCUGUGUUAUCUGGGAGAGGACGCCUGCUUACUGAAGACCGCAAAGUCGGCCCCCAGGAGGAAAUGUGCAGCCUGUAAGAUCGUCGUUCACACUGGCUGCAUAGAGCAGCUAGAGAAGAUUAACUUCCGCUGCAAGCUGACGUUCAGAGAGGGAGGAUCCCGAUGCCUCAGAGAUCAGAACGCACUGAGACAUCACUGGGUUCACAGACGAAGGCAAGACGGGAAAUGUAGACAAUGUGGAAAGAGUUUUCAACAGAAGUUCUUCCACAGUAAAGAAAUCAUCGCCAUCAGUUGUUCUUGGUGUAAAUUGGCCUUCCACAACAAGGUGACGUGUUUCAUGCUGCAUCAGAUCGAGGAGCCGUGUUCUCUGGGGGCCCACGCUGGAGUCAUAGUGCCCCCCUCCUGGAUCAUCAAAAGCUCACUGAAGAACUCGGCAAGGAGAAAAAAGCGGACGUCUUUUAAACGAAGGACGAGCAAGAAGGGACUGGACGAUUCUAAAUGGCGUCCGUUCAUGCUGAAGCCGCAUCCGUCUCCUCUCAUGAAGCCAAUCUUGGUUUUCGUCAAUCCGAAGAGCGGCGGCAACCAGGGCGCCAAGGUGUUGCAGAUGUUCAUGUGGAUCUUGAAUCCUCGACAGGUGUUUGACCUGUCGCAGGGCGGCCUGCGAGAGGCGUUGGAGUUGUACCGGAAAGUGCCAAACCUGAGGAUCCUUGCCUGUGGAGGAGACGGGACGGUCGGGUGGAUCCUGUCCACGCUCGAUGAGCUGCAGAUGAACCCCCAGCCUCCGGUCGCUGUUCUUCCUCUGGGAACAGGAAAUGACCUCGCCAGGACGCUCAACUGGGGCGGGGGUUACACUGAUGAGCCCGUGUCCAAGGUUCUGUGUCAUGUGGAGGACGGUUCUGUUGUGCAGCUGGACAGGUGGAACCUGCUGGUGGAGAAAAGUGCUGCUCUGCCUGAGGAGGGAACGCAGAAGCUGCCUCUCAACGUGUUCAACAACUACUUCAGCCUGGGCUUCGACGCUCACGUCACCCUGGAGUUCCACGAGUCCAGAGAGGCCAACCCGGAAAGGUUUAACAGUCGCUUCCGCAACAAGAUGUUCUAUGCAGGAGCUGCGUUCUCAGAUUUCCUCCAGAGAAGCUCAAGGGACUUGUCCAAGCACGUCAAAGUGGUGUGUGAUGGUACAGAUCUGACUGCUAAGAUCCAGGAGCUGAAGUUCCAGUGCAUCGUGUUUCUGAACAUUCCCAGGUACUGUGCUGGCACCAUGCCGUGGGGAAACACAGGCGACCACAGAGACUUCGAACCCCAGCGCCAUGACGACGGCUGCAUCGAGGUUAUCGGCUUCACUGUGGCCUCACUGGCGGCGCUACAGGUCGGAGGUCACGGGGAGAGACUCCACCAGUGCAGAGAAGUUGUGUUAACGACUUUCAAGACCGUUCCUGUUCAGGUGGACGGUGAGCCAUGUCGUCUGGCCCCCACCACCCUCCGCAUCUCCCUCCGAAAUCAGGCCAACAUGGUCCAGAAGAGCAAGAGACGCACCUCAGUGCCCCUGCUGAACGAUCCUCAUGCAGUUCCAGAUCGUCUGCGUCUGCGAGUGAAUCGAAUCAGCCUCCAGGAGUACGACCGCCUGCAGUACGACAAAGAACGACUCAGAGACAUCUCCAUCCCUGUCGGCAUCGUGGUGGUACGAGGAGACUGUGACCUGGAGACGUGCAGACUUUACAUCGACAGACUACAAGAGGACUUACACCAGGCGCCAUCUACAGGCCACAGAGUGCACUACCAGGACGAGAGCAGAGGCGUCGCCAGGACCAGUUCGUCCAGUAGAUUGUCUCCCAACUGGAGCUUCUUGGAUUCAACAUCAGCUGAUCGCUUCUAUCGUAUCGACAAAGCUCAGGAGCACCUCCACUUUGUGACGGAGAUCUGUCAGGAUGAGGUUUUUAUCCUUGACCACGAGGGGCCUGUGGUGAGCCCGGGCGCGUCCACGGGGAUGCCUGAUCUGGUGGUGGAACCUUCAGCAGGCGCUCCACUGACACCUGAGGAUCAAGCUCUGUUUACUGCUGCCACCUCUGGAGAUCUUUCUGUGCUGUCGGAGUGUGUGCGUCGAGGCAUCAGCCUGUUGGGCCGAGACUCCGGAGGCUGCUCAGCGCUUCACAUCGCGGCUCAGAACGGACACACGGACCUGGUCAGCUUCAUCCUGCAGCAAGGCUCCAAGGUGCAGCUGGAGUUAACAGACAGAGAAAAAGGGGACACUGCCCUGCACAAAGCAGCCUCUGAGAAGCAGCAUGCAGUUUGUCGAUUGCUGGUUGAGGCCGGGGCGUCGCUCGAGAAGACCAACUUCCUGGGGAAGACUCCAGCAGACCAAGCGGAGGGCGACUCGGAGCUCGCCUCCUACCUGAGCACCCAGCAACACAAAGCCUGUUCCACUCAUGAAGACUUGGAGACGGCGGUCUGAGGCGCACACACAGAUACACACACACUCACUCUGCCUCCGUGGACUCACACACUCGCAGUGGAGAGGAACGUGUGAGAGGAAAGUGUUUAGAGUCAGGCUCGGACUCCAGCGGCUCCACUGAUGAGGAGAGGAACCGGUGGAGGAGCGAGGAGCCGCCUCCGCUCGCCGCCGCGCCGCUGUGGAGAUUUUAAUCAACUAUUUAUUUGUAUUUAUUUAUUCAUAUUCUAUUUAUUGGCUGUGCUGAUUGGUUGUCGGACAUGUGACGGCUCAGGAUGCAAAGUGCACUUUGAGCGGCCGCGGCGGGUUCGUGAGUUCACCGGGAGAUGAACCCGUGAAAAGACGCUUCUCGUCUUCUAAGGGAUUUAUUUCAGUCACAGAUCUUCUGAGGUCACGAGUUUUAUUCAGUGAGAAACGUCGUCAGUGGUGGAAUGUGGAAAGCGUCAGAAUAACCAGAAGUCUCCUUUCAGAGCUGAUAGAAAUAGUAACGGUUUGUGUGUUUACCCAUAAAAAACGUGUGCCAAAGACAUUGCACUGAUGUCGCGUCGUACCGAGUCCACGGUUUUACCAUCGCUCCCAGAAUCCAUCACGUUGUCGUGUGUGUUCGUUCGGCCGCCGGGGGGGGGACGGGACAAAACUCUCCGGUCCCUCAAUUAUACAAUGUGAAACCAAAACCAACCACAAAACGUCCUCGGAGUUGGAGUCUCUCUCUUCAAGAUAUGCAAAAGAUCUCGUGCUUUUUAUCACAUGUUGUUUCACUGAGCUUUGAUUUCAUCACACUUUUAUUUCUUCAGCUGCUUUUUUCAAAUCCACCCGCAGAAAAUAUAGUUCACAAACUAACAAGAACAACACAAACAGAACACCUGUUCCAGAACAGGAACUCUCUUUAGGAACUCAGGUCAGUUCUUAUAUUUUAAAAAGAUCCAGGAGCAGCAGCCUGGACCAGAUGUGGACCAGUAGUGGACCAGUAUCAUGAUUAAAACCCUACACCCUAUUAAAACAUGAAUUAUGAGCAGUUGCAGUUUAUUUUGAAGGAUCAACCAGAUUAUAUUUUUUAAAAAACAGUGAAUUUAAAUCUAAAUCACUAACGGAUGAAGAACCUCUCAAGCUGCCGUCACACAAAUUACACAAUGGGCUUGUGUGUAUCCGGUACUCCUGAAGCGACAAAGCUUUGUGCGUUUGUGUGUGUGUGUCUGUUUGUGUGAGACAAUACGUUCCAUUUCAUAUCAAAUCAAAAAAGAGACGCAAGUGCACCAGAGAGAGACUCACUCUGCUCUGUGCAGCGUCUACACACCUACAGACUGUGUGUGUGUGCGUGUGUGUGUCUGUGUGUGUGUGUGUGUGUGUUUGCAGCAUUUAUCCAAGAAGAAAAGAACAAUCUGAGCCAUAUUCGAUGCAAUAGGAUCGAUGACGUCUGUUUGCGUUUCUCUAUUAAUCGUUUACAUUACAUUAAUGUUUUUAACGUCCGUUCAGCACCGAGGACUCAUGAAUGUGCAAUUUAACUUCAGUGCUGUUUGAGUAUAUGAUUGUCUUGGUAUUUUGUAUUAUUUUGUAUUAUUAUACCUGUUAUGAUUUGUAUUCUGUGUGCACGUAUAUCACUGGAUUGAACUCAGCCCUGUGACGUCUCUUCACAUUAACCUGUCGUGACUAAAUUCACAUUCUCAAGUGGAAACAAGUUUUUUCUGGGGACGUAGAAUCUCCCAGAGACACUCGGCCAUCGUAGAAGUCGCAUUUUCAGCAGCUACACAACUUCACAGUAUUAAUCAAAUGACAUUUUCAGUUUUUUGUGUGGUUUUUAUAAACCCAGACACGACAAAAUCCAGAUCUCUCCUGGAUCUUGAGUUAGAAAGUUUGGCUUAAAUCAGUACUUCCAAGGUGUAAAAUGAAUCUUCUGCAUUUUUUUAAAGUAUUUAUACGAAACAAUUUUGUUACAUGACAAACCACAAACAGAGUUAAUCCCCUCGUGUGGCUGCAGGGGGCGCUGUGGCUCGGUAACAGUAACAUAGCGUUGCUUUAAGUCCUCGCCUGUUUGGUGUUAGCUCGUAGCGUAGCAUGACGCGUCAGUGUUAUUCUGGGGAUGGGCCGGUUCUUCUUCUUCUCUUGUAAACCGGUCGUCAACGUCCACUUCGGCUAAAUUCACAUUUCAAGUCUCAAUUAUUGUUUUUUAUUUGACAUGAAUCUUUGCUGAACUUCUACGAUGGCUGCCAGUGUCGAGAUGACAUCAUUCAACUGAACCACGAGUUGUUGUUUUAAUAAAGUGACAGAAGUGAUGAGCUCGGCCCGUUCUGAACGACACACACACACACACGCACAUACACAGACACACACAGACACACACGCUUCGUAUCACUCUCUGUUCAGUAGAAACAGGACUUUGUAUUAAACUCCUCAGCGUUGGUCAUGCAUGGCAUUUUUUUCUUACAUCUUUGGGAUUCUUUUCUGGCAAUGGCAUAAAAAAAUGGCAUUAUUGUUGUUCAAACUAUUAAAUUAUUAUAGUUUUAAA